Messenger RNA from Cinara cedri, 10883 nucleotides. The record is from the annotation of a GenBank genome assembly. NCBI's taxonomy places the organism in Eukaryota, Metazoa, Arthropoda, Insecta, Hemiptera, Aphididae.
UGAAUUUAAUUCAAAAUAAGUCGAUUCAAAUAAAUUAUGAACUAAGGUAAUUUUUCCGUCAAACUCAUUAAUUUCGAAUUCUCCUAAAUUCUGUAAUUUAUUAAGUACAUAAUGUUUUACUAUUAUACAAUUACUAAAUAAAAAUAAAAUAGAUACCUAUUGUAUUAUUGUAUAUUUCUUCAAACUAUACCUAGCAUGCUACAUUUUUACAUGAAGUCGAGGACUAUAUAGAUUUAUUUUACGAUUAGAGGUUACUUAGUACUUUGCUACUCCCUAUCUAAUCUAUACAGUAGGUUUUUAUUUAGUAAAUUGUAAUGUAGGUCAAAUGUCAAUAAUAGAUAAUGGAACACAAGGUUAGCCAAUAUAAUAUAGUAAUCUGGUUUAUUGUAGUUUCAAUGAUAGCGAAAUGACUGAAAUGUCUUAAUUUUAAUUUCUGAAUUGACACUAGUGAGAGUAUAGAAUCGCUCUCAGUCUGUCUGCAUUGUGUCGCUGGGUUGGAAGAAUAUUGCAUAUUUUAAGAGGAACGUUUAUAUAAGUGCCGCAUAAUAUAUAUUGGUACUUUAGUGCCACUGCUUGGGCAAUACUGGUUUAUGGAAUACUGAAGGUAAUUAUUAUUUUUACAUAAAAAAGUGAAAGUGACAAAUUAAUUUAUGCCGCUUCUAAAUCUAAAUUAAUUUAUUGUACCUACAUAUAUUAUUUAUAUAACCUAUAGGUAAGAAAACAAAUAUAACUAUGGUUUUUUUUCACUUAUUUUAUAAAUAUCUACACAUUGACGUAUUUACGAAAAAUGUAUCCUAUGAUUGUUAUGUAAAAUAGCGGUACACUUUUAUUUAGGUCGAUUAUCUUUAUUCUAUGGGUCGAUCUAAGUUGUAAUUUUAUUGUGCACAGUCCAAUUUUUUUUCGAUAACACCUUUGGCGAUUGGUCAAUUAUAUUACGUACCUAUGAUGUACGAACUGUAUAAUAAUUGUUACCUUAUUAUCUUUACAAAUUUAUAAUUGUGUGUUAAUCAGUUCAUUGUUUAUGAUAAACAAUUCGUAUUUUAUAUUUUAAUUUUGCAUUGCAUGCUAUUUAGUUGUGUCUAUCAUUUUAUACCUAACGUUACCAUUUAAUUAAUAAUAUUGUGUUCGUACUUAAAAACAAAAAUGUCAUCUCAAAGUCUGAGUAAAUUUGUCAGAUUUUCGGCAAACUACAAUUUAUGCUGUUAUGUCAAGUCACAUUUAGAAUUUUCCCCAUUUUUGAGGUUGUCUGGGGAAUCGAAGAAUUUUUCCAUAAGCCAAAAUAUGUCGAGUCAAAAAGUAUUAAAUUUGGACAACAUGAAUCCAAAUGUAAGAAUAAUGGAAUAUGCUGUCAGAGGACCGUUAUUGAUAAGAGCUACAGAAAUUGAGAAUGAAUUAAAGAAGGUAACAUGUUUCAUUGAUAUUAAUUCUAAAUAUUCUAUAAAAAUGUAAAUGUAUUUUUAAAGUGAACAUUUUUAAAAAUUUGUUCAGGGAGUUGAAAAACCAUUUAAAGAAGUUCUUAAAGCAAAUAUUGGUGAUUGCCAUGCAAUGGGACAAAAGCCAAUUACGUUCAUACGUCAGGUAUAGUUAUUAUACUUAUGCAGCAUUUCAUAUAAACAUUUAAAUAUAGUAAAAUUAGGUUACCAAUAUGGUUUUUCAUAACUCGUGUUCUGCAAAAUUCUAUUGUUGUUGUUUCAUUUGUUAAACUAAUAUUUUAGGAGUCCAGUGAAAAUGUUCUGAUGUGACAUAAAAAAAGUUCACAAAAUCUAAUAAUGUUUUAAUUAUUUUGAUCCAGCAUCUAUUUAUGAUUGGGGCAUUUAACUCUAAAACUUUUGACUCUACUCUAGUUUUACCUAUGACAUUUAAAUAUUGUGGCCCACAGAUAAUAGAUAUUGGGUAGGUAUCAUUUUUAAUUGGCUUGACUUUAGAUUAACAUUGGUCGGAAUAAUAAACUUUUUUGAUAAUAGGAAUAGUCUUAAGUGUUUCCCUCCCCCCAUCUUUGGUUUUAAUGUUAAUUAAUUUUUUUACAACAAAUUAUUUUGAUACCUAUGUUAGAUAACUUUGCCUUGAUGGUGAAUUUUUUUAAGUUUUUAGAUAAUAUAAAUUCUUGGGAAUCUAGGAAACAUUUUAAAUCUGGCUACAAAAUCUUCAUCUUUUUAGGUAAAGUGUGAAUUGUGAAUGCUUUGGCACAUUUUUACAAAUCACUAAAGGGUUUUUGAAGAAAAAUAAAUAAAUCUAAGAAAAACCGUUUGCUUUCUUUGCUCCUUUUACUUAAAAAUGUAUAAUAUGAUUUAAUCUAGUUUGAGAGGUAACCAAGCUCUAAGCAAACAUAUCAUUCAAUUUAAACUUUAUUGUAAAUAUAUAUUUGUACUUUUUAUUCAUUAUUUAUUUUUGUUUAGGUUUUAGCUUUAGUUUCCCAACCAGAACUAUUAGAUGAUAGUCGUUAUCCUGAUGAUAUUAAAGAACGGGCAAGAGCUAUUUUAGAGGGAUGCCGUGGUGGUAGUGUUGGUAAUUUAGAACUUUUUAAAUAAUUUAAAUUUAGAAAUAACCAAAUAAAUUAUUUUUAAUUAUGUAUAUUAUCAUUAUUAUGCAAGUUAUUUACUUGCCCAGAACUUAUUAUUACCAUUUUUUUUUUUUUUUUUAUAUAAAUUAAUAUAAUUUUUAUGUAAAUUAUAAAUUUGCAAACAUUUUACGGCAGUCAUUUGUGAUUGUACAUUGUGCUAGGUGAUCACAGUAGAGAUAUGGGGUUAAUGCAUUAAUAGUUAAGCACAAAAUGUUUACAACUUAUACUACUAAUCACAAUUAUUGUAGAUAUAUAUGUAGGUGCAAAUAAAAGAACACUACGAUAUUUAGGGGCAAUGCCUAUUAUCUGCAGUAACCAUCAUAUUAAUAAUUAUCAUGCUUAAUGUAGUAAUAUGCAUUAUCAUUAUUAUGCUUGAUUUUUAAAUGAUAACUUCUAAAAAAGGCGUAAUUGCUACAAAAUUGAAAUAAAAACAAUUAGAAGUUCUGGUAAAAUAUAUCUAUAGGUAUAAAAUUAAUUAAUAAUAUUAUAUUUAAUAUCUAUAGUAUAGUUGUGUUUAUUAUAACUUCUAUAUUUGUACUAAUUAAACUAAUUGAUAUGACCUUAUGAAUACAUUAUAUUUUGUUAAUAGUAGAGAAAGAAUAUAAAUUAAUAUGAACUAGUUUUUCACAAUAAUAUUAUUGUGAAAAACCUAUAUAGUCUAUAUUAUAUGCAUUUAAGUUUACUACACAUACCAAUAUACAGAACAUUUUUAAAAAAUACAAUUUUAACCCACUUACCAUAAAAUAUUUGUUUCAUUGGUUUAUUGGUUUCAGUUAUACUUUAAUCUUUAACCACAGAAUGAACUCAGAAAAAACUUUGUGCUCAUAAGUAAAUUUUGGCCACACAAACCACCUGAUUCUCCAACAUAUCACCAGUUGAAAAUAUUUGUUUAUAAGUGUAACAUUUUUUGAUAUAAUCAAAUUUUUAAUUGCGCUGGUACAUACAUAUGACUAUAGAGCAGCUAUAUUAUCAUAUUAGAUAUGAUAUGUAGAACUGUAGGGAAUAGGAAUAAUUUUAUAGUAAACACACAAAAUUAUAAGUAUAAAAUGGUUUAGAGUUAAUGAUAGUCACCUUGUAUUAAUACAUAUUUUUUUAAUUUAUCAUAGAUUUAGUUAUUGAUUUUCUAUUCAAUUUAAUUAUCAUUAUGUGUGUAUUCAUGUUUAGGGUCUUAUACAGAUUCUCCAGGAAUAGAAAUAAUUAGGAAACAUGUUGCUCAGUAUAUUGAACGCCGAGAUGGUAUUCCUUGUGAUUAUUUAAAUGUUCUUUUGUGUGCUGGUGCAUCAGAUGGAAUAAAAGUUUGUACUGAUUUAAUAAAUAAUUUUACUAUUUUAUGUACAUAUAUAAUCUUAAAACUGAGUUAUGCAUUAUUUUAUUAAUACUAAUGAACUAAUAAUUGUUCUAGUCUAUUUUACGGUUAUUGGUUGCUGAUAUCGAUGGGAAAAAACCUGGUGUUUUGAUUCCUAUUCCACAAUAUCCACUUUACUCCGCUACAUUAGCAGAAUUUAAUAUGAAACAGGUUAGUGUAAUUAGUUAAUUACUAUAUAAUUUUUAUAAUACUGUUAUUAUAGUAUUUUAAUAUUAUGUUCUUAUUUAUUUUUUAAUAAAACUACAUAAAUGUCCAUUUUAUAUUUUAUGUACGGAAUUCAUAAAUUGUUUUAUUUCUGAGUUUAUUAUUUUAACAUAAUAUGAAACAUGCCAUAUAAUAACUAGUCGAAAACAUAAUUUGUUAGUGUUUAAGUAUUAUUUGGCAUGUAUUAAAUCACCAUUUCACCAUUACUUAUUAAAUACCAGUAAAUUAGAUAAUGUAAACAUUUUCUUUAAUUUGAUAACUUAAAUAUUGAUUUAAUUGUAUUAUAAUUAUUGUGUAUGUAAAUACACUAUUAUAUUAUUAUUAUAUUUUAUCAUCAUUUGUAAUUUGUAAACAAAUUGUGCAAAAUUUUUAGAUAGAAUUAUAGUAUAAACUCAGAACUAAAAUACUUCAAAAAUAUAUUUAUAUUAUAUAAUUAAUUAUGCUUAAAUGAUUUAAAUAACAUAUAAAUUGUAACAGUAAUAUGUGUUUUUAUCCUAGAAUUAUUUAUUACUAAUUAGAAUACACAUAUUAAAGGGGAGGGGGUAUGCCCCCCAUAAUUUAGACUUAGGCUAGACUGCAAAUUUUAAAUGUAUAGUUGGGUUACAGCCCCUAUCAACAUAUUUUAUCACUUUAAAUCUAUUCUAAAUGAUUUUGGUUUUGGUAAAGGAAUUUAUUAUAUGGCUUUGCAUUUUUUUUUUUUUUUUAGAUUGGAUAUUAUUUAGAUGAAAAUAAAAAUUGGGGUUUGGAUUUAAAUGAAUUGGAGCGGUCUAUAACAGAAGCACGGAAACAUUGUAACCCUAGAGCCAUUGUGGUCAUUAAUCCUGGUAAUCCAACAGGUUUGUACAUUUUUAAUUGCAUAUAUUUAUGUUAGUAUAUAUAUCUAGUGGUAUACAUUAUUUUUCCAAACUAAGAUUUUACAGAUAUCUAGUUUAUAAUAUAUAAGUAUUAUAUUUAUAUUAUUACUUAUAGUAUAUUUAAAUUAUUUAGGUCAAGUAUUAACCAGAGAAAAUGUGGAGGAUGUUAUUAAAUUUGCCUAUAAAGAAAAACUAUUUUUACUUGCUGAUGAGGUAGGCUGACAAGGAUAGGUUUAAAAAAUAAAUAUAUAUGAUUAUAAUAUGUUAUUUUUAUUUUUAAUUUAUGUUUUGGGUUAGGUUUACCAAGACAAUGUAUAUGCCGAAGGAAGUAAAUUUUAUUCGUUCAAAAAAGUAUUAACAGAGUUAGGAUCUCCGUACAGUGAAAUGGAACUAGCAUCAUUUAUGUCAUGCUCGAAAGGUUAUUGUUUUGAAUAUCACAUUACUUUCUAGUUAUAUUGUAAUAAUAAAACAAAUAUUUUAGGCUUUAUGGGUGAAUGUGGUUUAAGAGGUGGUUACACAGAAGUAAUAAAUUUGGAUCCUGAUGUUAAGGCAAUGUUACUCAAAUCGAUAUCAGCUAUGUUAUGUCCUACAGUUCUUGGCCAGGUUAAAAAGAGUUAAUGAUAUUUUUAUUUGACUAUUAUAUUAAUUUUUUUUUUUUUUUUAAUAGGCUGUAAUGGACUGUGUAGUAAAUCCUCCACAGCCAGGUGAACUAUCCUAUGAGAGUUUUCAAGAAGAAAAAGCAAGCGUCUUAAAAUCAUUAGCAGAAAGAGCUAAAUUAGUAGCUGAUACAUUCAAUAGUAUUCCUGGUAUGUCUUGUAAUCCAGUCCAGGGAGCUAUGUAUGCUUUUCCACAAGUAUGUAUAAUUAGUAUUAUAAUAUACAUAAAUACCUAAAUUUAUACAAUUUUUUAUUUAUAGAUUACAUUACCUAAAAGAGCAAUUGAAGAAGCAAAAAAUAAAGGAAUCGAACCAAAUGCAUUUUAUGCAUUUCAACUUUUAGAAAAAACUGGCAUUUGUAUUGUACCUGGAUCUGGUUUUGGACAAGUUAAUGGAACUUAUCAUUUUAGGUAUAUUUAAUUAUUUGUUUUUUUUCAUUAAUAUAUGUAGGUAAAUACAGAAAAGUAUAUUUAAAACUUAAAUUAAUGGGUCUUCAAUCUUAUUAAAAGGCAGGCCAAAUCUGAGAUACACUUUGGCAUCACAAGCCAACAUUUUUUAGAAGAAUAGAGAGAUAAUGAAAUUGAAGAAUUGAUAAAAAUGGAUACAAAUUUUUUUAGAUUAAGAAUAAUUAAUAUUUACUUUUUUAUAAUACAAAAUGUAAAAUUUGUUUAAUUGUGAUUUGAGUAAUUUACUUAAUUAGAAGUUUGGAAUUGUUUGUCUUUUAAAAUUUCUUGAUAAUUUGCAUCAAACUUUGUUGUUUCUAACAACAAUGUUGCUUGUAAAUGAUUGUCACUUAAGUUGAUUCUAUACUUAAGUCUGUUCACAUAAGUAAGUGGAGCUAAAUACUGAAAUCAUUUCAAAAUUUGUUUAGCUUGGUCAUAGUACAUUUAUAGACAAAAAAACUAAUCUAAAUUCCUUUUGUAUUGGUUAAAAAUUAUAAGAAAAUCCCCUUCGGAGUUUCAUACAAGUUAUAUAUAACAUAUCAAGAUAUAUAUUUAAAUAAAAAUGUUUAAGAAUAAAGAAUAAAUGUAUAUUUAUAUGAUAAAAUUAUAACAAAGUGCAUUAAGUGUUUUUGAUUAACUUAAUUAAACAUAAUUAAUUAGUAAUAAGAAAUUAAAUAAUUAACUUCAAAUGAAAAAAAUACAAUGAUAAGUGCUUAAGAUGUUUGCUUAGUUUAUUAUUAGUUUCAAAUGUAUUAAAAAUGUCUUUAAUUUUUUUCAGGACUACAAUCCUACCUCAGCCUGACAAAUUAAGAAAUAUGUUAGACAGUUUCAAAAAUUUCCAUUUACAAUUUUUAGAAGAAUGGAAAUAGUUUACAAAAACUAUUAAGGCAAUAAAUAUUAAUAUUUAAAUAGAAAAAAAUAUUACUAUUAAUAUUAAAAAAGAAAAAAAGAAAAUAAGUAAGUCUAUUUAAAAUUAUUUUUAAAUUCAGUAUUUUCCUUUAUUUGUGUAGCCAAAGAUAAAUAUAAUAAUGGUUAGAACUGUUCCUAAAUGAUUUAAUAUUUUUUCAAAACCAUGAUUUACUAUCCAUUUUUAAUUUGUAGCCACCAACUUUAGUAUAUAGAAUUUUAACAUUAUUUUUUAUAUUUUUUCAUUGAAUUAUAUGUACUGUAAACAAAACAAAAGUCAAGAUUAUUUACAUUUUUAAUUUAUAACUUCUUUAACAUUUCAUUCUACGCUAAAUUGCAUACUUACAAAUAAUCUAUAGAUACCUCUACUUAAUUAAUUACAAUAAUAACUACAUUUCAUUAAAAAAUUGGAAUAUUUAUUAAUAUGUUCUAAAAUAUAAUAUUAGUUUGAAUUUAAUUUCAAUUGUCUCAUUUUAAAUGUUAAAGUUAGUAAUUUUAUAAAUCCAUAAUAAUUGCCUAGAAACAAUAUGUUCCAUUUAAUAUCCUCCUAUAUCAUACUACUAAAUCCAUCCUUGUGUUACUUAAUUUGUUAAAAUCAUAAACUACUUUUAUAGUUUUAUAUCUUAGUUUUAACGUACCUAAUACAAUUUCACUAAUAUAUAUUUCAAUGUACCUAUAUUUUAUAAGUAAUUAGCCAGUUUUAGUAAUUUAUAUGUCAAAUGUGACUUGUAUUGCAAUUAAUAAUUAACACAAUUUUAUAAAAUAUAUGCUAAUCAAAUUAAUUAUAACUAAAGACUAGAUUUAUAUGUAAUAGUAAAAAUUACAAAAUAUUCAGUUAUCAUUUUUUUUCCUAUUUUAGUUUUCGUACAUUUAUUAUCAUUUAAUAAUUCUUGUAGAACCAGUAAAUCUUGUAUUUAAUUGUUGUUCAUAAUUGGAAUGAUUAAUUAAAUUAUUCACUAAGAAUAUAUAUAAUAUGCACUACCUAUAAUAUAUGUUUUAACAUUCCAAGUAUAUAUUUACAUGUAAAAUACAAUUUGGCUUAUUAAAUUAAUUUUAACAUUACAUACUUCUCUAAGUACUUGGUACUAACAUCCGAAUGCAUAUCAGUCCAGUCUUUAUUUAUAAUCAUGUUAAAUAACAGAACUAGGUGUGUUAUUAAAACAUUCUAAUAUUACAAUAUUAUAUUGAUUUAUUGUUAUAACUAUUAUUAUAAGUGUGUUAAAAAUAAAUAACAUUAUUUAAACAUGAUACAUAAUUUGUAUUCUAUACUCGUGCCACUGAGAGAACGCUAUUCCUUCGCGCAUCUGUAAUAAAUAAAUUCCGCGGUUUCAUGCCUACAUUUCUCCUACUCUACUACCUACUCACCACUGUAAAUUGCACGGCCGAGCGGAAAACAAGUUGUAUACAGCGUACUGAAAUAAUAACAAAAAUAAUAACUCUUGGUGACUGUUACAUAUAGUAGGUACCUAUAUGUAUGUUUUUACUUAUACAACAACAAUAACAAAUAACAUGUAUGUAAAUUUUUUAUAUAUACAUUUAUUUAUUCAUUCAGACAUACAUUUGUUUAAAUAAUACCGAAAAAAAAAAUUAAUAAAAAUACAAAUACAAAAUUGAAAAUCAAUUUCAGUCUGAAUCCGAUUCUGUUGUUGAACCUGUUCCCAUUGCUAGAAUGUGACGUUCUCCUUCAUUAAGUUCUGUGUCCAUAAUUUCGUCAGUUAUGUUGUCGACAUCCCAAAAUUUCUGUUCUUCCUUUACGACAUGUCCCUCAAAAUUCGUCCACAUUUCUAGUGUUACGUGUUCCAUCCCUCUUUUUAAUAUAUCUUCAACGUCUUUAAGCUUGAAUGUGUUGUUAUGUGUCCGAACAUAGCUUUUGACAGAUGACCAGGCGAGCUCGAUUGGGUUCAGCCCUGUGGUAUGGAGGCAAUCUUAAUAUGGUUUUGUUAUUGUCUUUUACGUAUUCAUCUAUGACAUAUUUAUCAUAUUAGGAUUUUAUUGUCUGGACUUUUUCCAAUAACAGCGCUUUUAUUAUUGGCUGGGUAACAAUCUCACCUUUACUUUCCAGCCAACUUAUAAUAUCUUUUUUUUUCAAAGACAUUACUGGAAUUCUAUCUUUCUUAACCGAAUGAUAUGGAGCAUUGUCUAUUACAAUUACAGUAUUUUCUUUAAGUAAUGGCAAAAUGUUUACGAUUCAUUGAAAUAAAAUAUCACCAUUCAUUUCUUCGUGAUAGUCUAUUGAAUUUGUUUUUGAUUUGAAGCACAAAAGGCUCCCAGGGACAAAGCCGUCAGUCAUGUGUAAUACUAUCAGUCGUUUACCUUUACUAGAGAGUUCCUUUUAUCCCGUGGUGAGGCCUCUAAGAAAUGUGUCACGUGGUGAAUUUACCGUACUGUUGAUUCAUGUUUUCUUAUGUGUUUCAUGUGCGUUGACCCACGUCUUAUCCAAGUAAUAUACCAGUCGGUUUUGUGCUCAAUAUUGCCUUAUUUGAUCCAAUAAUCUGAGAAAGCUUAAGAAUGUAGGAACAAAGACUACAAAAUGUACUGAAGUCACAUACAAAAAAAAACCAAGAGUAAAUACAAAUGAAGACCUUUUACAUAUGCCUUAUUAACGUUAUUAGAUUCUAUAUUAUCAACCUUGAGAACGCUUCUAAAAUAAAUAUCAAACAAGGCAGUUAUUAUUGAAUAUUAUAAUAUAAUGCAGUCAAAUGAUGGUGAUAGUAGUGAUAAUAAUAUGAAUGAUUAAAGCAAUUUUCUUUAAAAACAUGUAGUUUAAUAACUAAUAUACAGUAUACAAUUAUGCAUAUAUUAAUAUAUUUAUGAUUAUAUAUGAAAUUGAAUUUAAAUAUUUAAAAAUCAUUGCCUGCUUAGGAAUUAGGGAUUGAUUACAAAACAGAUAGAAAAUUUGGGUUUAGAACCAUUCAAAAUAUAUAAUUUGAUGUGAAAUAUGCAGGUUUUAUAAAACUUAAAAAAACCACCCCUAAUUAAAGAGCUGAUUUCAAAUUUGAUGAAAAAAAAUUGAAUUCCACGUCUCUAAAAUAAUUAAAACUUAUAAUAAUGCAUACACUUGACGAUACUGUAUUCUAUAAGAAAUAAACUAAAAACAAUAAAAUAAUAAAACUAAAUAGCUAAAAGAAGUUUAACUGUUAGGUUCAUUUAGUAACUCCAUUGACGCCAACACAUAUACUAAUUAGUUAGAAUGACAACGCAAAAUACAUGUGAGUAUAGUUUGACUACUACCGCAGAACUAGUCCAUUAUCUAAAUAUUGAAUUUGAUGGAGGUUUUAUCCCUUCAAUAAUUAGAAUAGAAUUAGUGUAACCUAUUUAAAAAAUGUAUAUACAAAACCCCAGUACCAGGCGCAUUACUCCAUUAAUGCAACUCUUUUUCAAUUUUUUUUUUUUUACACUAAACAUCUAAUUUGUUUGGCCCAUUUGUAGAAUAGUUUUCGGAUAUGUUGCGUUAUUUUUAAAGAAAUAAAAUUGAUCUGUCAUCUUUCAAUUGGAGCAAUAUUUCUGGUUAAAAACGUAGUUUGUAAAAAUUAAAAACAAUGAAAUGCAUAUUUGUCAUUUUAAUUAUAAUUUUCAAAGCAUUACUUUGGGUAGAGGAGAAUUAAAUAACACUAUUCUAAUGUUGUGUCACACUGCUACCUUAAUAUUUGGGGAAAGCUUCGGGUUUCUUAAGAUUAUUUUUCACUGAACAAAAAACAAAAUUGACAUUAAGAAAUGUUUGAACUUAACAAAAAAAAAAAAAGUAAAUAAUUGAUAAUAAUAAAUGAUAAUUAUCAUUUAAUUAAUGAAUGGAGUGUGAAUGAUGAAAAAUCGAUCAACAAAUAAUUUAGAUUAAAGCUUGACUAAUUAAGUGUCGUAUUCCUAAUUUUAUGUUAAAUAGUACAUUUUGUAAUUU